AUGGCUCUAUAUUGUGCAAUAUCAAAUGAAGUACCAGAAGUGCCUGUUGUAUCCCCAUCGUCUGGUGCUGUUUUUGAGAAAAGGAUCAUAGAAAAAUAUAUUAUUGAAAAUGGCGUGGAUCCAAUAAGCGGGAAAGAAUUGAGAGUGGAGGAUCUUAUAGAAAUUAAAACUCCACCUAUCGUGAAACCUAAGCCCCCAAGUGCUACUUCCAUCCCAGCGACAUUAAAAAGCAUGCAAGAUGAGUGGGACGCACUCAUGUUACACACAUUCACACAGAGGCAACAACUCCAAACAGCAAGACAGGAGCUUAGCCACGCUCUGUACCAGCACGACGCAGCCUGUCGCGUGAUCGCGCGUCUCACCAAGGAGGUGACAGCGGCCCGAGAGGCACUGGCCACCCUCAAGCCGCAAGUCGCCGUCGUUGCGCCCCAACCCACGCAAGUGGCGGAGGGCGGCGCGGCGGCGGCGGCGGGCGGGCAGCCGGCGGUGGGCAUGUCUGGGGAGGUGGUGGCGCGGCUGCAGGAGCGCGCCACGGCGCUCACGCAGGAGAGGAAGCGGCGCGGGCGCACCGUGCCCGAGGGGCUGCUGCCCCCGGACCAGAUACGCGCCUUCAUCACGCUCGCCUCGCACCCGGGUCUCCAUUCGGCCAGCGUGCCCGGCAUUUUGGCGCUGGACAUCAACCCGUCGGACCAGAGCCGGCUGCUGACCGGCGGCAACGACCGCAACGCGACCGUCUUCAACAAGGACACGGAGCAGGUGGUGGCCAUCCUCAAGGGCCACACCAAGAAGGUCACGCGCGUCAUCUACCACCCGGACGAGGACACAGUCAUCACGGCUUCGCCCGACCACACCAUCCGUGUGUGGAAUGUGCCCACCUCGCAGACGUCCGUGAUCCUGCGCUCUCACGACGGGCCCGUGACGGGGCUAUCGCUUCACCCCACCGGCGACUAUGUGCUGUCCACGUCCACAGACCAGCACUGGGCGUUCUCAGACAUCCGGACUGGGACUCUGCUCACCAAGGUGAGCGACUCGUCCGGCGUCAGCCUCACCACCGCCCAGUUCCACCCGGACGGCCUGAUCUUCGGCACCGGCACGGAGAACUCGCAGGUGAAGAUCUGGGACCUGAAGGAGCAGAGCAACGUCGCCAACUUCCCGGGCCACGUGGGGCCGGUCACAUCCAUAUCGUUCUCCGAGAACGGCUACUACCUGGCCACCGCCGCGGAGGACGCCUGCGUCAAACUGUGGGACCUGCGCAAGCUGAAGAACUUCAAGACCAUACAGCUGGAGGAGGGCUACGUGAUCCGCGAGCUCUGCUUCGACCAGAGCGGCACCUACCUCGCGAUUGCCGGCACGGACGUGAGGGUCUACCUGUGCCGCCAGUGGCAGGAGCUCAAGGUGUUCAACGACCACACCGCCUCGGCGACGGGCGUCCGCUUCGGGAAGAACGCCCAGUACAUCGCCUCCACCAGCAUGGACCGCACCCUCAAGCUGUACGGCUUGGAA
Iphiclides podalirius (scarce swallowtail) is the source of this 1503-nucleotide messenger RNA. NCBI's taxonomy places the organism in Eukaryota, Metazoa, Arthropoda, Insecta, Lepidoptera, Papilionidae. The record is from the annotation of a GenBank genome assembly.